AUGCAAGAUCCGGACGGCCAGAAAGUCCUCGCGGGCCCGCUCUUCCGCCCAGCGCAGCCGGGCCUCGAGGUGACGCAACCGACCCACGAUGGCUACGACGCCGUCACCGCCACCCCUUACGGGCCCGGUGCCCACACGCUCCGGCAGGCCGAGUCGCAGCAGCGGCUCCGCCCGCGCGUCUCGCAGCCCGACUUCUCCCUGCCGCAGCGCGCCGGGUCGGCCAGGUCGGACCCCUGUGAGGGUCCCAUACCGCACUAUCCGUCGGCCAAUCCUUCUAGCUGGGGCCCCGGCCCGCACGAUGCAGGUCAGGGCCCCGUCAGGAUGGAAGCGUUCAAGAUUGAUGAGCCGCCUCCGCUACAGCCCAAGGAACCAACCCGUAUACUAGGGCUCCGCGUGCUGACGUUCUGGCUCGUCAUCCUGGCCCUUGUCCUCGUUGUCUCGGCCGGCCUCGCCGCCGGCCUGACUGUAGGUCUGCAGCGUCGCUCCAUCAUCGCGGCCUCAACGGCAGCAACCGGCACCAACGUGCAGGGCGUCUCGUCGCCGGCGCCGACCAACCCGUGGUGCCCGCGCGCCAGCAGCGGCGUGGCGACGGUGACGCCGAACGACGCGUCGGGGACGUCGAUCCGGCUGAGCACCGAGGUGGCGCAGACGUUCGCCAUCCAGUGCGACACGCAGUACCCGGCGGGCCGCGGCGCCGGCAAUCCGGGCGUGCGCGACAUCCUGCUGGCCUACGCCCCGGACAUGCUGGCCUGCGUCGCCCUGUGCGCCCAGUACAACGCCGGCUACAGCAACGCCGUGGGCGACGACGCGGCCGUCGGCGCCGGGCUGUGCGUCGCCGUCAGCCUCGUCAAGGCCGACGCCGAGUUUUGUUAUCUCAAGAACGCCACGGGAGUCAAUGACACCCGCGCCAAUGUCGCCGAGGGCGUCGGCGUCGACAGCGCCGUCCUGCUCGGGGACUGGGCGAGCCUGAGCGAGGGCCAGCUGUGGGAGAGGUUUGGCGGCGCGUCGAGGGUUUUUGGGAAUGAGAGUUUUGGGGUUUAA
Molecule: messenger RNA, 1041 nt
Organism: Neoarthrinium moseri
Lineage: Eukaryota; Fungi; Ascomycota; Sordariomycetes; Amphisphaeriales; Apiosporaceae
Exons: 2
Coding region: 1-1041 (346 amino acids)
Source: RefSeq, a predicted model, not a curated record